Messenger RNA from Plasmodium coatneyi, 609 nucleotides. RefSeq names its product Ubiquitin-conjugating enzyme. The record is from RefSeq and is a predicted model, not a curated record. The transcript is spliced from 7 exons. Gene Ontology annotation, molecular function: protein binding. NCBI's taxonomy places the organism in Eukaryota, Apicomplexa, Aconoidasida, Haemosporida, Plasmodiidae. The coding region runs from base 1 to 609 and encodes 202 amino acids.
AUGAAUUCCACAACGAGAAGUUCAAAGGAGUUACUCCGUCUGCAGAAGGAGUUAAAAGACAUUGAAAAUGAGAACGUGCAAGAAAUAGAUGCCCACGUGAAGGACUCCAACAUUUCGGAGUGGGUUGGUUUUAUCAAGGGUCCAUCGGGGACUCCCUAUGAAGAUGGGCAUUUUAUCUUAGACAUAACUAUACCGAAUGAUUACCCGUAUAACCCACCCAAGAUAAAAUUUCAAACCAAAAUAUGGCACCCCAACAUUUCAAGCCAAACAGGGGCAAUCUGUCUGGACGUUUUAAAAAACGAAUGGAGUCCCGCAUUGACAAUUAGAACUGCACUUUUGUCUAUUCAAGCACUGCUGUCAGAUCCGCAACCAGACGAUCCCCAAGACGCAGAAGUGGCAAAAAUGUACAAAGAGAACUAUUCCCUUUUUUUAAAAACAGCCAGUGUGUGGACGAAGACUUUUGCCACCGGACCGAAACUCGAACCAAGAGAAGUCAUUAUUAAGAAGAUCACCGAAAUGGGAUUUACGGAGGACCAGGCGAAGAAUGCCUUAAUAAAUGCCGACUGGAAUGAAACACUGGCGCUAAACACCCUCCUGGAAAAUUCAUAA